CACAAGCAGAACGAUACAGACAUAGUACGUACUAGCACUCGAGACUCAGGCUGAUCACGCUAUUGUCUCUGUCCGACUCCGUUGAGCUUGACUCCGAUAUGUUCGUGUACAAGUUCCUUCGGGCUUCCGGAUAUCCGAAAACACAUCAAUCGUUCUGCCAAUGCGCGUGACCUACCAGUGUGUGCCAUCUCACUUACGUCUCGAUUUUCAUUCGUCGUCAAUCUUAGCCCCGAACAUGUAAUUUCAGCAAGGGUCGAGGGGUAUUUUAGUACCCAUGUUAUUUUCUUGCCUCACACUCUCCUCGACCUAGUAUGCCUUCGUUAACGGUCGCUACACCCAACAUCGUCGAACCUGUUGUACCCGACGUUCAUCGCAAUGAUGACGCCCUUCCCGAUCCUUCGACCAUGGUAAACGAGAGCCACGACCUUGACGAAUCAGCAGUCGAUGAUGAUCACGUAGAGAUGCCUGUUCACCCACCAAGGGCAAAAAACCGCUCGGUCUUCGGAGGUUCUUUAGUUGAGCGAAAAGGUUCUGAAGCCGCCUACGAGCUUCAACCAUUCCCGACGUACUUUUCAGAACGUACUAGAAGGCCAUCAGCGAUACGAAAAGAGUCAACCCCAGAAACUCUUGUCGAAGCGAGGGGCACUCUCGGCAAGGACGGACGAACGGAGCCAGCAGAAGAAGGAGUGACAGAUUUGCCUUUGCUCGAUUUAAGUGAAGCUGCACAAGAGUACAAUGUUCGGAGGGGUAAAAGGCAAAAGAGAGGAGCAAUCUCACAUCUGGCAGCUUUGUAUUACGCUUUCUUCUUGGAGGGCUGGAACGACGGCACCAUUGGACCAUUGCUACCGGUAAUGCAAAGGGAAUAUCGGGUUGGAUUCGCGGUUGUAUCUUUAUUGUUCGUAACGAACUGUGUUGGCUUUGUGGCCGGUGCAUUUAUCAAUGUCUACGUAAACGACCGUAUGGGAUUCGGAAAAGUCAUGGUGUUAGGCUCUCUGUUCCAACUAAUCGCAUACAUUAUUCAAAGCCCUGCACCUCCCUUCCCAGUCAUGGUUAUGUCAUACUUCUUCGCCGGUCUUGGUUUGUCUUUCCAGAACGCUCAGGGCAACGGUUUCGUCGGCUCGCUCCCUUCUCCUUCCCUCAAAUUGAUGAUGCUUCACGCUUCAUAUGGUCUCGGAGCCUUUGCCUCUCCACUCUUGUCCACCUACUUCAGUGGUAAGCAACACUGGAGUAGACAUUUCGUUGUCAGUGCGUGUAUUGCAGUAACCAAUACUGCCGUUCUCAUCGCCGUCUUCAGGGGGAAAACACAGAAUGAGUUGAUGCGGGAAUCAGGAAUCCAGGUCGAAGAUCACGCUGCCGCUCGUUGUGCUAGCGCUGCUGGCCCAAAUAUUUACCGACAGAUUUUCAACCUUCGAGCAAUAUACUUCAUGGCUACUUUUGCCUUGAUAUAUAUUGGGGUUGAGGUCACCGUGGGAGGCUGGAUCGUUACCUUCAUUAUUGAGAAGCGAGAUGGGGGACAUAGUGCUGGCUACAUCUCAUCUGGUUUCUUUGGCGGACUGACAAUUGGAAGGCUGGGGUUGAUGUGGAUGAACAAGCGGGUAGGUGAAUAUAGCGUUAUAUUUGUCUACACAUUGCUUGCCAUUGCACUCGAGAUUACUGUUUGGCUUGUACCCUCCAUUAUUCAAAACGCCAUAGCCGUCUCAUUCAUAGGCCUUCUUCUCGGGCCCAUGUUUCCCCUCAUGGUCUCACACGGAGCGCGCGUUAUUCCCGCUUCGCUUUUCACGGGAAGCAUGGGGUGGAUUACAGGUAUCGGGAUGGCUGGUUCUGCGGCGUUGCCGUUCAUCACCGGGAUUCUGGCUGCUAAGUAUGGGAUCGGGACUUUACAACCUUUUUUGAUUGCAAUGAUGAGCAUGAUGGUCGGAAUGUGGGCGAUGGUUCCGAGGACAAGGAGGGUCGAUUAAAAGAUGGUGAUGUGAUGUCGCCUAUUCGACUCUUGAUCAUAUCCAUACUGUCUUUAAUCACUUUUCUGGGCUGAGUCUUCGAUUGGUCGUAUUUGUAGCAUGUGUUUUGGAUUCGUUUGUGGGCAGUUACGUUAACGUUACAACUUUAUAAAACUUGUCCGGGUCUGACACUCACUCUUGUCAAGCGUACGUGCAUUCUGGGAGCUGGUUGAGUUGUCAACGCUCCGGGACCUACAACUUGCCUCCUAGUCAAACCUUUGCAAGACACCGUUAUGUGGAAAUCACCCUGUGUUCUCAAUAGUGCACCCGCGAUUAGGUCCCACGAGUUUUUAGCAAAGCAUAUUGGCAUGAGAUGUGUCGAACCUUUUUAGCG
Molecule: messenger RNA, 2331 nt
Organism: Marasmius oreades (fairy-ring Marasmius)
Lineage: Eukaryota; Fungi; Basidiomycota; Agaricomycetes; Agaricales; Marasmiaceae
Exons: 9
Coding region: 312-1958 (548 amino acids)
Biological process (GO): transmembrane transport
Cellular component (GO): membrane
Molecular function (GO): transmembrane transporter activity
Source: RefSeq, a predicted model, not a curated record